GAAAAAGGGUGGGAGUUUCUAUUAUUUACUACUUCAAGGUUACGUACUGCAGUUGGACAACUUAUCUCUGACUAUUUGCCAUUGAAUAAUAUUUCCUCAGUAUAAAUAAUGUCAUCUGAUUAUUCAGACAUGCCGUUACCUCCUAACUGGGAGGCUCGAAUUGACUCAGAAUCCGGGCACUGGUAUUAUAUCAAUCAUGAGGAUAAGACUACUAGUUGGGAUGAUCCACGACCUGCAUAUUAUUCUGCUCAACAGUUAGACCUUUUAAAUACUUAUCGAAUGGGGUUUGGUGAUCGACAAGAUUUAAUUGGUGAAUUUUUCGACAUAUCUGAAAUUUCUUCUAAGUCACAUAAAAAUCCAAAAUCUGUUAACCCUAAACCAUGUGAUGAUCGUAGUAAAGAUGUUCCCACUACAAAAACACAUCGUAGUCGAAUUGAAUCGAAUGGAGAAAUUUCAUCACGAAAAAAUUCUCAUUCCAAAGGAAGAACUUCUUCAACUUAUCGUAAUCGUGAAUCAAAAUCAAGUGUUUGUUCACAAAAUGAUAAUGAAUCCUAUCAUUCAUCAAUUUAUGUUUCACCAGUUGGGAUCACCGGAUUGUCGCUAGAAAAACACCUUGAUACUGUUGUUCCUACAACAACUUCUACUUCCAAUACUGUUAUUCUCACUGAAGAUAAUUCACUUCAAAAGGUUAAUACUACUACUACAACUACUACUGCUAUUACUACUACUACUACAACUCCUACUACUAGUACCGUUAUUCUCACUGAAAAUGAUCCAUUUCAAAAGAUGAAUACUGCAGAAAUAUUGGUUGAAAAGCAGUCAUUGGUGAGUGUUAUGUAAUGUUUAUCAAGUCACUACAUAAUUUAUUAUUUAUUUGGACACAUAGAUAUUGGUAAAAGAGGGCACCAAAUACAUAUGCGCCACACAAGUCACUUGAUUUGUAUGUGCGCUGUGAUACUGUCAGGGUGCACAGAGUGAAGCAGGUGGUUUUCUUAAGAGGCCACAUCCAGAGCCUUCAAUCUAAAAGUCUGAUCCACAAGACAGUGGAGCAACGUCAGGAGAUGCAUUCACAUGGUAGUCAGUGACCAACAAUAGGUUCAUACGCCAUUUGUCUCCUCAGGAUCCUGAAGCCCAUGUACACUGUGGGUUUGGAAUCAGGGUUUUCCAAUUCCCCUAGGUGGAUCCUGCAUAUUCACUAGCCCGAUCAUAUCAUCGGACAUUCGCUUUUCGCCCUCUCAAUUUCGUGAACAGCUGUAAUGCUGAGAGAAGGCAGUGAUUAGAAAUUCUGGGUCGGUGGCUGUAUACGCGUGACCAUGUGAGAGCAUUUUCGAGAGGGAGAAUGUACUCUCCACACCCUCGACCGUAUCAGGGCAUAUAUUUAUAUAUUUCAAUGCAGGAAAAUAUACAUUAAAGGUCAUCGUCAUGUUGAUAGUGUACCGUUGGACUCUGAUUUAAAUGUUUGGACGUUCGUCCUAAAACCUGAAAGUCCUGAGCUAGAUCCCUAGCGAGAUCGUAGGUGUGCACUUCUGGGGAGACUCAUACGAGAUCGAAAUAUCGGUAUUGUCUUUUCUGGUUUUCUAUGGUACACCAUCUGAGAUGACUCUGCGAUAAAUUCAAUUACGUAUCAAACUAUUAGGUUAGACUGCACUAGCUUUCUUGCGUAGCAUUGGGACUGAGUGUGUUAUUGAAAGAUUUAACUUUCAAUCACUUAGUCGUUAAUAUAAACAUUUCCUUCCGUACUUUGUUUUAAAAACAACGUUGUGAUAUACUUCACAAACAAUGAAGUCUUUGACUGUUGAUUUGAGCCUUUCAACAUUGGAUGACAUGGCCUAGAAUCGGUCAUAACAGUGGAAAUGUAUUCCAGUUUCUCUUUAUAUACACUUGUUCGUAAUAUACAAAAUCUGUAGUCAUGUCGUUUGUAUGAGUUCUGCUCGCUGUGCCACUUUCUUUUCUACAGUCUGUACUACGAUCUCCAUCAAAAUGUCGAGUCCGCGGCGCGUUGACCUUCAUAAACCCGUCGGACUGCCGGGUUAUCAAAACCCGACGUACACCCAGCACCCAGGAUAUAAAACACCUGCGCUCCCGAGACUUGACGAUUCAUCUACAUCCGAAGUGCCCUCAGCAGCCUCACUUCCCACCGCUUCUCUCCGUCGAUAGCAUCCGCUACAGUCAAUUUCGCUCUGCCAGAACACUCCACUCAACGUCACCUCCACGCUCCAACUAGCACCUCAGCUUCAGGUCUGCAACGGCCUCCACAGAACGAUAUCCUUCCUCCCCUCCUGGUUGGCACUGACACCGAACGUAGUUGAACGAGAACACAAGUAUGGACAAUCGAAUAUAUCUGCACAUAAAUUUACAGAACAUCUUAAUAAACUAUGAGAACCAUAGAGUAAAUUCUUCAUUUUCAAAAUAUCAAUCAAUUGUCUUUAUUUAUUUAUUUUAGCACAUAGAUAUUGAUAGAAGGAGGCGCCAAAUAUAUAUGCUUCAUACAACUCUCAUUGGAUAUGUGUAAGGGCUGUGAUACUGCCUGGGUGCCCAAACCGAAGCAGGUGGUUUCCUUAGAGGGGCCACACCCCAAGCCUUCGAUCUGAAGAUGUGAUCCCUAAGGCAGUGAAGCAUCGUAAGGAGAUGCAGUCCUAUAGUAGCCAGUGAUCAAUAAUUGGUUCAUACGCUAAUUGUUACCUCAGGCAGGAUACUUGAGCCAGCCAUGUGCACCAUUGUUUUUGGGAUCCGGUUAAAGCACCGGAUAUUCGCUUUUCGUACUCUCAUUUUUGUAAACAACAACCCCACCACGAGGUAGUGAGUAGGGCUACCCUGGCAAAAGCUAUAUACGUGUGGCCAUGUGAGAGUAUUUCGCGAGGGAGUGAGAGGGGACUUUCCCCACUCUCGACCAUAACAGGGCAUUUAGUGGCAAUCAAUCGUCUUAGACUUCAUUGUUCUUUCGUUUCCACAUCAAACAUUCUCUGUUCUCUUUCUAUUUUUUAAUUCAUUAUAUUCUUUUUUUUUAGAAUAAUGGAUCAUCUAUAUAUCCAAAUAAAACUAUGAAUUUAAUUCUAUACUCAACUGAAAAAUCACAUCGAUAUCAACCAAUUGGUUCAAAUCCUAAAUUACUCGGUUCACGUAUCAUUCCAAAUGGUCCAAAUCCUUUAUUUGUUCAUGGACCAAAUCCAUCAUUAGUACAUGGUUCAAUUUAUCAAUAAGCAUACAUCGCUUCACUGUCGAUUACUAUUGUCAAGUCCAUAUAGAUUAUAUUCUAGCUUAUGAACAGGUUAAUUUAUUCAUUCUUCUUGAGUUAUAUUUUAACCUUUUCAAUUAUUCGCUUAUCAAUAUUGACUAUUUUUAUAAUGAGCUUGUGUGUGUGUGUGUGUGUGUGUGUGUGUGUGUGUGUGUGCAACUCUUAUCCCAUACACACCAGAUAUCUGUAACUUAUUUGUAUCUGGGGCUAAAUAAAUAUGGAAUAACGCUUUGAUGAAAUAGAAGUUGGUUCAUAUAUCUUCUACCGCCCCCUGUGCAUCAUUUUAGUUGUACUUCAUUCACUGUGAUACUCUAAUUGUUUAUUCCAAUCAACAAGUGUACAAAAUAUAUACACAUUCUGAUAAAUCUUGUAAUUGGAACGCUAUACUCGAUUCCUAAACUAUUCUUGUACCCCCCCCCCAAGCUAGAAUUAUACAGCGAUCUGAACACGAGAGAGAGAACACGCAAAGUACGCGAAAAUACUUUACUCCAAGGUUCGUUUUAAUACAGAAAGCAUAGGAUUUUUGUAAUAUUCUAAAUUUCCUUCGGUUGCUCAAAGAUUCUGGAAUGCUACUAAAUAUAGUAGCGGUAUAACAAUCAGCCAAUCAAAACUACUACAUGUGAUGUUUCAUAUCUUUGAUGUUUUCUGGCUCAACUCCAAAUGAACGCUGAUUGGAUAAAAUGCUUCUUAAUGUUUUUCUGAUCCUUGUGUGGCUUUUGCGAGAAUUUUUCUGGAUCAUCCCAACACAUUCAAAAAUCCAUUCUCAUAUUUGACUUAUUUCAUUUCGUUAUUUUACUAAUGAAUGUGGAUUAUGUCGAUAAUGAUAUACGAGAAUAACCGAUAUGUAUAUCUCAAUAAUAAUUAGGCUAUUAAAAC
This is a messenger RNA of Schistosoma spindalis, 4111 nucleotides long. The record is from the annotation of a GenBank genome assembly. NCBI's taxonomy places the organism in Eukaryota, Metazoa, Platyhelminthes, Trematoda, Strigeidida, Schistosomatidae.